AUGUGGUGGUUGGUGGUGGUGGAGGUGAUCGGAGAUUCGGAUGCCAGAUCUCAAACCCCUGUUUUCUCUCUCUGGCUGUUGAUACGCUUCCCCGAUUGCCUUCGAGCACGGCCUUGUAAACCGUGCCCAAAUUACCCUUCCCGAGCACCUCAGCCGACAGCACGGAGCAAAUCCUCGAGCUCAAAUCGAUUCUUCUCGUCGAAGAAAACGAGCCAGUUUGUAUGCGUGGGGCCCGUGCCUCCUUCGUUAUCUAUAAACCCCUUAUGGCUCAAGUGGCUGCUUCAUUUUCCGCCCUCACUUGCCGCUAGCGAAUUUGUUGAGUCGGUUUUGGUUUUCCGGCAGGAAUAUCGCCACGAGAAGAGCACGAGCAUUAGAAUCGAAAUUAUUGGGGAAGAGGUUGGAUUUGAAUUGGUGGAAUAUGAAGAGCAUUUGGUGGAAUUAAGGCAGAGAGCUUCAUUGCCGGAAAAGCUAGUCAUGCCGAAUAUUGGAUUUGGGGAUUUGGCCGGUGAUUUGGUUCUCUUGGAGAUUGAGGGUUACGAGGCGGGACAGGGCGAAGAGAUUUUGAGGGAGGCGGGACAUGGCGGAGAGGUCGGACGAUCGGGCUAA
Molecule: messenger RNA, 606 nt
Organism: Striga asiatica
Lineage: Eukaryota; Viridiplantae; Streptophyta; Magnoliopsida; Lamiales; Orobanchaceae
Source: the annotation of a GenBank genome assembly